AUGAUCAGAGAGUGGGAGAAUGAAUGGCAGAAUAUUGGAAAACAGAGGGUUAAAUAUCUGACUACCCAUGAAAGGAAGAUCGCAGAGGGGAAGUCUAAUAAGGAUGGGAAGUCAGUCAAGACAAUUAAUACAAACUAUUCCUUUCAGGAUGAAGAAUCUCUGUUCUGGCAAGAGGAUCUGUGCCCUAUUUCACAGUUGGGGAUACGGACCAAAUUCAACAAAUCAGACCCACGCAUUGCCCUCGGGAGAUACUCCCCCUUGGAAAAAGAGAUCCUACGCCUGGGCGGUGUCCACACGGUAGCAGCGAGAAGGUUUUUGGCUUAUAAGCAAGAGGAAGAGCGGAAAAUGCUCAAGGCACUACAGUUGCCGUCAACAGACUUCAAACAGGGAGUAGAGCAUAAGAAGCACCAUUCCACCCCUCGUGCUCCCUGUGGGCCCUUGGAGAAAAUAUGGACGGCAAAGGUGACUGUGCCCCCAGAGGAGUUUAAAAUGCCGCAGCGUGAGCAGGUCAAUAUUAGCAAGCACAUAGAAAGGAUGCAGCUUGCUCGAGCCCUGAGAAAUAAGCAGCUUUUACCCUACAUGGAAAGGUUUCGGUGCUCUUCAUUUCUGUCCGGAGCGGGCCUGGGCCCAACAGCCAGACGCAAGGCCAAGGAAGAGGAAGAAAAUUUUACCAUGGAUGCUACUGAUAACACCAAGCAGAAGGAGAAAGAGGAGGCAGAGAACAAAAACACAAAAAAACAAGAAAUAAAACUGAAUGUAAUUUUCAAGUCAGAAGAACCAAAACGAUGCUUGACAAACCAACUGAAUGAACAGAAACCAUUCCUCCCCACAAGGAAACUGGAACGGUCAAUCACGGGCCCAACGAACCGCAGUGUUUUCCCCUUCUCUGAAUUUCCUGGAGAUCUGAUGCUAAUGAAUCAGGAUUUUAUAGCACGGGGAGCCCACUCCAGUGAUUCAGUGAAACCCUAUCCCCAGAAAGAAGGAUGGAUCUGGAAAGAGUACAUGCGCAAAAUUGAGUCUCACCACUAUUAA
Messenger RNA from Choloepus didactylus (southern two-toed sloth), 1032 nucleotides. It is a transcript of the gene C15H10orf120, whose product is annotated as chromosome 15 C10orf120 homolog. The transcript has 3 exons. The coding region runs from base 1 to 1032 and encodes 343 amino acids. The record is from RefSeq and is a predicted model, not a curated record. Lineage: Eukaryota; Metazoa; Chordata; Mammalia; Pilosa; Megalonychidae.